AAGAAACGGGCCGCUACUUCUACUUGCUAUGCCAAGACAGCAGAACGCAAUGUAGGAUUGCUGCUCGCGAAAGGUAUAAUAAGAAAUAACUCGUGAUCUCCAGCAAAAACAAACCACAUGCGCCGGUCCGCAUCGGCCGGGCGCGUGUCGCCUUUUUUGCGGCGGUCCGGAUCCGUUACCGGCGACACACAAAGCACAGCCACCACAGCCACAACGUUGGCAGGAAACAAAAGGCCACCGCCGCAGCAAGAGUCGCCCUCCAAAAUUAUUCGGAAAGGCGUUCUCUUGGAAGAGACCAAGGCCGACGGGAGUGUGCGUGUCCGAUGGAAGCCCAGCACUAGCAGUUCCUCUACCCGAGCAGCAGGUGGCAGUGCUUCAACGACUAGAAACAAAAGUUUCUCGUCCGGGGUCAAUACGACGACCAACAGGCCCGGAACAACUUACAACAAACCCAGCCCAGUACAACUACUAUCCUCCGCACCAGCCGCCUCGGCCAAUGCCAACAUGCGGGUGGACGAAAUUCUGGCCGAUUUAUUUCCAACGCCGAGCGGCCAGCCGAGCCGCGCGUCCUCCAGUACUAGCUCAGCAACAUCUUCGAAGCCGGGCCCGGUACGGGGCACGGCUGGUGCAGCGGCAGUGGUCCUCGAACAGUUUUCUGCGGACCCGAACUCCUUGCUGAAAGAGGUGCUGGAGCAGGACCCGAGCACGCUGCGGCUCAGCCUCUUGCGGAACCGCCGACAUGCUUCGGCCGAUAAAAAUCGGGGAACGACCCACCUAAACGACAGGUCGGCAAGCCGACAGGAGCCGUCACCGAUCGUGAACAAAGAACAAACCCCACCGUCCCCGGUCGCGUCGAGUGAAGGGUCGAAGGCAAGCAGCUCGACGUCGAAGAAGCUCCGGCUGUCGCUGAGUUUGGACCAGAUGAAGACGAAUUCGAAAGAAAGCAUAAGUCUUGAUGCUCGCAAUCCACCGCCCAUGGAAGCUGCGUCGAAAGAAGUUCAUCUCAAGAACACAGCGACCGGCUCUACUAGUACUUUAUUGCCCAAAAGCGCGGACACCACCAUGGAUACGAUGACGCCGUUGACUUCGACCACGUCGCGGCGGUACUACGUGCAGGCCGACGGAUUUUCGUCGCAGGCGAGCAGCCCGGGGACCGGGCGGAUUCGCGCUGAAUCUACUUACGGGGGCGUGGGGGAGUUGCCUGCGCAGAAGUUCUUGUCAACUUCGUCUGGUAAAAUAAAUCAGACCGCUGUAACUUCGUCCUCGUCGCGCGCGAGCAGCCGUGGGAGGGGAAAUCUUCAAAGCUCCUCUCCACUGGAUACUAACACGAACAAGGUUGGUGCUGGCGCCGUGAUCGCCGGGAAUAAUCCUUCGUCUUCCAGCACGGCAGGCGGUGGUCCUUUUUUUCAGCCACAAUCCCGUGCUGGUCGGGGAGAUUUUACGAGGACGAGCAGUAAAGAAAGUCAGAGUCAGCCCGAAAUUGAUGACAGUUCCGCCAUGGAGCUCGGCUCCCUCGUGGAGCGUUCCGACCUGGCACGGAGCUUUUUCAACUGGCGGUUUCAGUUAUGCAAUGCAAAAGGAAAAGUAUUGUUAUUGUACUAGUAGUAAUUGCAAUACAAAAUGGCUCAGCAUUACAAAUUUAAAUUUGUAAUGCGGGUUUCCCUAAGCACCUAGAUUUGUAAUGUAUAACUGCAAUUACUACGAGUGCGAUACUUUUGCAGAGGAUAUCAGUUGUUGCAGAAGCGGUUUGACGACACCCACGUGGAGCAGCAGCACGGGCUGCUGGUCGCCGCGAAGUUUCUGAAGGACAGUCGGCGAAAAGAGCAAAGAUUUCUCCUCGAGAAGGCCUUUUUGCAGUGGGCACGGACGGCGGCGACCAGUUUGGACCAGCGGGCUCUCGCCGCAGAAAUCAAGGCGCAGUGCUUGGAAGACUUCACGAUGCGAGAGGCUGGGCUGCGGGACGCGUUGCGGAACCACGUGCGGGAGAAGAUGGAGAUGUUGGUGGAUAGUAGUUGCAACGGCGCUGCAGGAGGUAGGCCGGGCUCUUCAUCUUUAUCUUCGUCGGCGAUGGUACUGAGAAAGAUGGCGUUCUUCAGUUGGAAAAUGACCGCGGCAGAGGGGAUCGCGCUGCGGGCGAAGGCUGCUGCAGGUGAGCUAGUUUGAUUUGGUUUCUCUUGUACAACAAUAGGAAUAGGAUCUGUUUCAUAAUCAACUGCAACUCCACGACCAGACUCUUCUUCACUUCUGCGUCCUUGUGGGUGUUGUCGUGGAGGAUCUGCACGCAGUAGUUUGGAGGUUUUUCAAGAUUUUUCGGUGAGUUCUUUGUCGUGCGCAGAAUUCUUGAUUUCGUUUUGGAUUUCGACAAGUGCCCCAAGAAUUUGCGUUUGACAUUGACCCCGAUAGUACCAGGCAUUUCACAUGGAUCGACAUGUACUUACGCGCCAACUUUCUUCAGAUGCCGCCAAGCAAGAGGAAGCUUUGACCGACGCUCCGGCGCUCGAAGCGCUCGCAACCCUGCAACGACAGGAGGAAGACCUCCACGGGCAAGAACAAACGCGCCGCACCCUUUUACACGACCGCAGGAAGGAGCGGAAACUUGCCGAGAUCGUCAAGGCGGCGGACGAGGAAAAUAUUAAAACUGGAGAAGGCGGCUCGUCGUUUUCCAGAUCUUUUAGUUCUUCGAAAGGCACGUCGAACAGUAGUAGAGCGGGCACUCCCACCGAGGACUACGGGAAUGCAUCAAAUUCUGUUCCUACUUUGAAGCAGCAGAUCAACGCGAAGCAGCUGCAACUGGAGCAGGAGGUGCUCCAGCACAAACUCGCGGACACAGGAGAGGAGAAGUUGAAGCUGGCGAAGCAAGAUGUGCUGCAGAAGUCGGAAGAACAGGAGCUGCUGCUCUCCCAGAAAAACCAGGAGGUGGGCUCGCUGCUGCAGAAGGUCGGCGACCUGCAGCAGCAGAUCGUCGACAUGGGGAAUUGGAUAAACCACGGCAGUGGGAUCAUGAUGAAAACAAAUGAGGACGACACCGAGGAGACUGAAGAAUCCAGGCAAGCGAGUUUGCAGCGACUGCAGCACGCGGAGGAAGAUUUGGCGAGGUAUCGGGAGCAGUGGGAAGAGAGUGUCUGUGCGAAGGAGAUGCUGGAGCAGAGUUUGCAUUCGAAGCAAGAGGAAAUUUCUCUGCUUGAACAGAAAAUCGAGGUGCUCACGGACGGCAGAAAAAACGACAAGGAGAAGCUCCGGAAAGCACAACUUUUGGAUAACGAUCGCAAAAGAACGAUUGAAAAGUUGAAGGAGGCGGCUCUGUCGGACAACCAGUUGAAGGAAGAAAAGGCGAAGCUGGCCGAGGAACGCGAGGCACUGGAGCGGAAAAAGUAUUAACUUUUGUGCCAGGGCGAAUUGGUGACACUUAGUCCGUUUUCAGUCGCUUUACAAAAAUUAUGAGAAGAAAUUUCUUGAAGAAAGAUGCAGAAGCUCAGAUACCGCAAUAGAUUACUUAUGCAGUGUAUUGGGUACUUUUUUCUUCGGGGUAGAAGAACACAAUUUUCUCUACAACUUCAACAGGCAGCAACUGCUGAACCAGGGUAAGGCCCUGGAGCAGGUGCAGAAGCGGCUCGAUGACUGCACAACAGACCUGGAGGAACAGAAGAAGGCCUUCGUCGAGAAGGAAAAGCUCCGGCUGUUCGAAGCUUUCGGUGACGCCAGAGCGAAGGCCGGGGAUCUCGGCUGGCGAUGGAAAAGCGUGCGAUGUACUAAGUUGGGAAUUCGAACAUUGUUUUUUCUAUUGUAGAACGAGUUUUUCAAAUUACUUAGUUUUUCUUUUGCGUUUAAGUGCUUUGUCAAGUCCUGCAGGUGCAGCACUACUAACCUCACUGUCGAAAUAAGUAAUUUACAAAAAUCUCGCUCAGUGCGUCUCCAGUGCCUGCAUGCGUGGCACCACUUGACCAAACAACUACGGCAUGAGAAGCACCAGCGCGAACUCCAGGACGAAUUCGAUGCCUGCACCAAGGAAUGGGAUGACCAGGUGGCCGAGAAGCUGCGGGAGCAGAAGGCCGCGUUUGAGAAGCAACGGGAGCAGGACCGAGCCAGAACGCAGGGCAGGAUCGACGAACUGCACAAGGAAGUGGCGGAGAGUAUAUUACUACAACCGUUUUAGUUUUUUGCUACUAUUAAGAAUCUCACACAAACACAAUGUGCUGUUGUGCUCGCGGCUCUAGCACUUGCAGCACCAGGAGCAUGAUGCUACUUACUAGAUGGCAGGAAGGACUACGAUUUCGAUUUGUGAAGUGAAUCUUCUAUGCAUUGAAACUGUACAUGUACAACAGGUCGCCGCGUGUUUUCGGAGAACACCGAACUGCGGGGCUCCACCGUGGCUGCCCGGACGUCGCUUUCCAUUUUCAAGGACCUGAUGAAGCAGCAAAUCGGGAAUUUCGAGGAGAAAACGGGGGAAAAAAUCAGAACCAUAGACCAGAAAACAAAAAACCUCUUUGCCGUAGUCCAGACGUUACUGAUUAAGCAGAAGGAGCUGCAGGUCCAGAAAUUCUCCAAUCCAUCCGAAAUCGAGCUGGGCGACUUGUACCGCGAAUUGAAAAUGACGUACGGGAGAUUACUGUCCGCCCACGCGGCAAAAAAAAGGGAACUGAAUCUGUGCAAACAGGAGCUGAAACGGCAGACGAAGAGGAAGGAGCAAAACAAGUCUGGUGCUGGUACUAGAAUUCUGUCGCGGAGCGCUUCCACCUCCGGCUUGGGGUUGGGCGGCUCGUCGUGUUCGGGGCACGAAUAUCAAAGUGAAAAAUCCCCCCUCCCCAUAUCGGAAACGGAAGAUGCGCGAAUUUGUGAUGCUGUAUUUGAGUACACAAAUCGUAAUCGACUUGUAUUGCUAGAAGGCCAAGAGACGAAGCUGCGGCCUAAAUUGCAGGCAAUCUGUCAUGCUGUUUCCCACUUCCAGUUGCCUCCUGUCAUCCUGGAGCUGCAGGGCUUUCCCAGGCUAGACAGCGCUACAGUCUGCAUCUUUUGCCUUCUAGCAUCACAAAGCUGAUUUGUUGCCACAAAUCUGCAUCACAGAUUUCCGUUUUGAUAUGGGGAGGGGGCAUUUUUCAUGGUAAUAACGAAAAGAGCGGAAUGGACACACCGAUGAACCUGUCCUGCAGUAUAUGCAGGAAAAAAACUGUGUAAGUGUAACUCUGCAAUGCAGAACAUGCAACAGAGUUACGCCUGUCAUGCCAGAGAGCCACGAAGUUCUCUUUUCAUGUGUGUGUUCCCUUACGAGCCACGCAUGACAGGUUUUCUCUGACAUGUAGACCAAACUUGUGAUGCUGUCGGCCAAGGAAAGUUACACUAACACAGUUUUUUUCUUGGAUACAGUAGCAGCGCGAGUUUUGCGCAGUACGGAACCAGCGGCGCAAGGAUCCAAAGCUUGGAGCAACAGGUAUAUACAUAUAGCUUGCUGUGGUUGUUAGUUUUUGUAAUACAGCAUCUCUGAUUUUGCUACGUCUUGUCUAUGUUUUUUCUGAGCGCCUAUGCAGCCGAAUCUUAUGAAACCGACACUGAUCAUAUAAACGAUGCUAACAUUACAUUUAUCACCUACUCCACCAGGUCGCCACUCUGCAGCUCGAGCGCGGGAAAUCGGUUCGCGAGUCGACGGAAUUGGAAUCGAAACUUACUACUUUGACCUCUGAAAUCGAGGAGCAAAAGCGGAUUUUGAGGAAGCAAAACCGGGUGGUGUGGAAGGUGCGCGAGAAUGCGUGGAAGCUGGAUACCUUCACGAAGUGGCGAAGGUUGUGCUGCAGCAGUAGGGACGUGCAGGUGAAGAGCUCUCCCCUGCUGGGGAAAAAUACAAGACAAGGCAAUCCUCCACUCCCCGAUGACGAAAACGAGGAGGAUGCAGUGCUGCUAGAAGAAGAUCCUGACAACGGAACAAUCGCGGUCCAUCAGCAGCAUCAAGAAGACCCGGGGACUGUGUCUACUAAAGACACGGCGGCAACGUCUACCUCUAAGGAAAUAAUGAAUUCGUACAACAAUCCGACAGCCAGCAGUGCCGGAGUGAGCAGCUGCGAAGAAACAACUUCGAUGGCAUCAGAAAAGUUGUAUUACACGUCGUCGAAGCAGCAGGCAGCGCGGACACGACCUAACGCCGCGUUCGUGUUGCAGACCUUGGCUGCGGCAAGACGGAAAGUUAAAGGGAGUAAGUGCCCCUCGCUCAUACUGCGGGCUCUGCGACAAGCCCACGCGCAGGCGGGACAGGAAGUGGUAUUUGUGAAGAGCGUUUUAUCUGUUUGCGAGUCAGCUUUCUCUUUCCUUUUCGUCUUGUAGCGUUCGCACAUUUCGUUCUUGGUUUCGUUCCUGAUUUUACAACCUCAAGCACCUCCAUGCUACUUAAUGCAGGUGCGGUUCUGUUUUUUCGUGUGGAUUUUCGACAUUCGUGAGAAGCGGUACGAGCAAGCGCUGAGAAAGACGCAGAAGUGCUUGAGUCAGGAGAACACAGCGAUCCAGAGCCAGCUGGAGGCGCGGGAACAGGAGUUGCAGAAGACGCUACUGACGAAGCUGGAACUGACGGGCGAGAUUGAACUUUUGCGAGAGAAACUGAACAAAACGCUAGACCUGGAGCAAAAGUCCCGAAAGGAGGCGGAAAAGUGGCGCAAAGAGCACGGCAUUCUGGCGGAGGAGGUCAAAAGCUUUUACGCCUUGCACCAAAAAGUGCAGAGUCCAAGGGUGCUGAGCAUGCAGGAGGUAUGACAGGAUGUAGACAUGCUGGAGAGGUGGGCGACGACCUCCGAGUGCCUUUAUUGAGUAUUACUAGGCAAGAAAAAAACAAAUACUAAUGAUGCAAUUUUCACAUGAUAAUGACAGAAGUCCGACAAAAGAAUUUGAAUUUCGUUGACAGCACUGAAUGAUUUAUGACGUUGCACUGAUUUGUUUCGAGUUCACCAAUACAAUAGCCAAAACAUUAAGAUUGCACCGGAAAUAGAAAUGCCGAUGAUUAUGUCGAAGCUUUCAUGUAGAUCUGACAAACAGAUAAUUGGCGACAGGACAAUCGACAAAAUGAACUUCUGUUUGAACUUUACGUACUUACAAAAGCAAAUUCUAAGUGUAGUCUUUUUCUCUCCUGCUCGGGUGCGGACAGAUAAUACCUGCAUGACGAUGACCACACCAUUGCAAUCGUUUCUGGUGCACCAUUGCAAUCGCCCCGCAAGCUGAUCUAUUUUGCCUCAAUUCAAGUUCAACAUUUCGGAGCAGCUGCCCCAGGUAUCUCUCUGGUAUGAUGUUGCAUCGUCUCGGAGUGUCAACUUCUACAACGCCGAGAAGUUGUCGUAUCGCCAGGAGUAUUGUUAAUAUUUUGCCGGAUCAAGAAGCUGGUAGUACACACUCACCUGUCGGAUAGAUUAAACAUCGUCACCCAAAUGAACUUAACUUUUUCUUUCAAUAGCCAAUCGACGACAAUUUAAAAUUGAUGACUCAAGCUGCACUAUGCAGAUUAUAGCAAGAAUCAAGCUCGUUUGUGAACAAUUGCGGAAGAACUUUUCGAACGCGUUUCUCAAACGUACAGAGCACGAAAAGUCAGAAAGGGCACUACUUGCAUUCCACCUGCGUUCUAGGAAGCAAGAUAGAGGUGCAGAAAC
Molecule: messenger RNA, 7616 nt
Organism: Amoebophrya sp. A120
Lineage: Eukaryota; Dinophyceae; Syndiniales; Amoebophryaceae
Source: the annotation of a GenBank genome assembly